Molecule: messenger RNA, 774 nt
Organism: Desarmillaria tabescens
Lineage: Eukaryota; Fungi; Basidiomycota; Agaricomycetes; Agaricales; Physalacriaceae
Exons: 5
Coding region: 6-647 (213 amino acids)
Source: RefSeq, a predicted model, not a curated record
UUCCCAUGAGACCAGUCGUAUCCUACGAUGAUAUCGUCCCAGAUCCUCAUUCAUCCAUGAAUACUGACUCACGGCCGCCAGCAAAGAAACCCAAAACGAACGGAAAUGCCUCUGUUGCAUUUGAGCAUAGUAGAGAGCUCACUCAUGCCGAAAUUUGGAACGAUUCUGUGCUUAUUGAUGCAUGGGAGGCCGUCCAUGAAGAGUAUGCGGCCUAUCAUGGGGGUGAUACUGCCUUGAAGACAAAUCCUACUAAAAGGUCACCACUAUGGUACAAUGUCCCCGUUAGUGAUGAUUCAAAGGUUGAAGAAGACGACACUGAAAAUUUGUCAUUCCCGGAAGAGGAAGACGACGACGACGACGAGGCAGAUGACGACGACUCGAAAUCCAUCGACUUCAAGACAUUCGUUCCAUCUCAUGAUGCCUCCCUAAAUUCAGGAGAAGACUUGGUUACUGAUGCAUCGUCCAGUCCUCCCCAGCCACCUGCAGAGACAGUUUCGCAGGAUGAGGCAUUUACAAGGGCAGUCAACGCAAUGUACUGGGCUGGAUACUGGACCGCUAUGUACCAGUGUCAGAGAAAUAAUGUUGUCGAUGCAGAGGAGGGUGAAGUUGAAGGCAUGGUCUCUGAAUUUGUUUCGACACAGCGAUGAUGGAGUUUGGUACCAAUGUAAAAGGCCUUGGCAUCCAGGUCGACCAGAAGAACUCUGGCGCAAGCGACAGCGCCGCUCUGCCUUUGGCCUAUCUUUGUCGAUGUAUCGCAUCAGUACCUGCAAAGUC